GAAACCUCCCCACAUCGCACUCCUUCUCUCUCUUCUUGCCUUAUCAUAUGUCACUUUCUGUUUCUCUCUCAUUUUUUUCUACACAGCAAGCAACCAAAAACUAAAUGAAUGAAACAUCUUCUGUCACUCCACACUCUCUCUUUCUCUCUCCAAAUUUUAACACAGAAACACAUGUAAAUUCUCACCCAGUAGUAAUUUAUUGUCUCCUAUCCUAGGGAUGGUGUUUUGAAGAAGCUUUGAACCAUUAAUUAAAAGAACAUAAAAAAAACCCACCUUGGAUUAUAAUUUAUUUAUUUUCUUAGCUCAUUUUGGGCUAUAAAAGAAUCACAUAAUUUGGGUUGUUUACAAAUAAUGUCACAAGAUUCUAGGGAGAUAAAGACGACUGAACAGUGGAGAUGGUCUGAAAUGCAAGGCCUUGAACUUAAUCCUUCAUCAACAACAACAUCAUCAACAACAACAACAACAACAACAACAACAGAGAGUGUUGCUCAACAUUUAGAGAGAGAAUCAGCAACACCAAAAGAGCAGAGGAGAGAGAAAGAAAUGGAAGUUUCUGAAGGGAAGAAAGAAGGAUUACCUCCAGCAGUUGCGUUUAAAGAGUUAUUCAGAUUUGCUGAUGGUUUGGAUUGUAUUUUAAUGACAAUUGGUUCUCUUGGAGCUUUUGUUCAUGGCUGUGCUUUGCCUCUUUUUCUUAGAUUCUUUGCUGAUCUUGUUAAUUCUUUUGGGUCUUAUGCAAAUAACCCUGAUAAAAUGAUGCAAGAAGUUUUAAAGUAUGCAUAUUACUUUCUUGUUGUUGGAGCAGCAAUAUGGGCAUCUUCAUGGGCAGAAAUUGCAUGUUGGAUGUGGACUGGAGAGAGACAAUCAACAAAAAUGAGGAUUAAGUACUUAGAAGCAGCAUUGAGUCAGGACAUUCAGUACUUUGAUACUCAAGUUAGGAGUUCUGACAUAGUUUUUGCUAUUAACACUGAUGCUGCACUUGUUCAAGAUGCCAUAAGUGAGAAGUUGGGUAGUUUCAUUCACUACUUGGCAACUUUUGUGACUGGUUUUGUGGUGGGAUUCACUGCUGUGUGGCAAUUAGCUCUGGUAACUCUUGCUGUUGUUCCUCUAAUUGCUGUUAUUGGUGGGAUUCAUACAACAACAUUGGCCAAGCUCUCUACCAAGAGCCAAGGAGCUAUGUCACAGGCCGGAAAUAUUGUCGAACAGACAAUUGUCCAAAUUCGAGUGGUUUUUGCAUUUGUGGGUGAAUCUCGAGCUCUACAAGGGUACUCCGCUGCGUUGAAAAUCGCCCAAAAGCUUGGGUACAAGACUGGAUUAGCAAAGGGUUUGGGAUUAGGAGGAACUUAUUUUGUUGUGUUCUGUUGUUAUGCUCUUCUUCUUUGGUAUGGAGGUUAUCUUGUUAGGCACCACUUGACCAAUGGUGGUCUUGCUAUAGCAACUAUGUUUGCAGUCAUGAUUGGUGGAAUAGGUUUGGGACAAUCAGCUCCUAGCAUGAGUGCAUUUGCCAAGGCAAAAGCUGCAGCUGCAAAGAUUUUUAUGGUUAUUGAUCACAAACCAAGCAUUGACAGAAACAAGAUAUCUGGGACCGAAUUGGAAUCAGUAACCGGGCAAAUUGAGCUCAAAAAUGUGGAAUUCGCAUAUCCAUCUAGGCCGGAUGUGAAAAUUCUUCACAACUUCACUCUCACUGUACCUGCUGGAAAAACUAUAGCUCUAGUUGGUAGUAGUGGAUCUGGGAAAAGCACUGUCGUCUCUCUCAUUGAGAGAUUUUAUGAUCCUAUUGAAGGGCAACUUCUUCUAGAUGGGCAUGACAUAAAAACAUUAAAGCUUAGAUGGCUGAGACAGCAAAUAGGGUUGGUGAGCCAAGAGCCUGCUUUGUUUGCCACCAGCAUCAAAGAGAACAUACUUCUAGGCAGACCAGAGGCUAGCUUGGUUGAGGUUGAAGAAGCUGCUAGAGUUGCUAAUGCUCAUUCUUUUAUCAUUAAGCUUCCUGAUGGCUUUGACACACAGGUAGGGGAAAGGGGCUUGCAGCUCUCUGGAGGACAAAAACAAAGGAUUGCUAUCGCGAGGGCAAUGCUUAAGAACCCAGCAAUACUGCUUUUAGAUGAAGCCACUAGUGCAUUAGACUCAGAAUCAGAGAAGCUUGUUCAAGAGGCUCUUGACCGGUUUAUGAUCGGGAGAACAACUCUUGUUAUUGCCCACCGUCUCUCCACCAUUCGGAAAGCUGAUCUUGUGGCUGUACUUCAGCAAGGAAGUGUAUCUGAGAUUGGAACCCACGAUGAACUUAUGGCAAAAGGAGAAAAUAGUGUUUAUUCCAAGCUCAUUCGCAUGCAAGAAGCGGCUCACGAAACAGCCCUACAUAAUGCCAGAAAGAGUAGUGCCAGGCCUUCAAGUGCAAGAAACUCCGUCAGCUCACCAAUUAUUGCACGGAACUCUUCUUACGGGCGCUCACCUUAUUCACGUCGGCUCUCUGAUUUCUCUACUUCUGAUUUCAGUCUCUCUCUUGACGCCACCCAUGCAAGUUACAGGAAUGAGAAGCUGGCAUUUAAGGAGCAAGCUAAUUCCUUUUGGCGUCUUGCUAAAAUGAAUGCUCCUGAAUGGCCUUAUGCCUUAAUUGGUUCUGUAGGCUCUGUUAUAUGUGGUUCACUAAGUGCCUUUUUUGCAUAUGUUCUCAGUGCUGUCCUUAGUGUCUACUACAACCCGGACCACGCUUUCAUGAUCAGAGAAAUUGCUAAGUAUUGCUAUCUACUGAUUGGACUUUCAUCUGCUGCUCUCAUUUUUAAUACGCUGCAGCAUUUCUUCUGGGAUGUGGUUGGUGAGAAUCUCACAAAAAGGGUGAGGGAGAAAAUGAUGGCAGCUGUAAUAAAGAAUGAGAUGGCAUGGUUUGAUCAGGAAGAAAAUGAGAGUGCCCGAAUUGCUACUAGGCUUGCUCUUGAUGCCAAUAAUGUUCGAUCGGCAAUUGGAGACAGGAUUUCUGUUAUUAUGCAGAACUCUGCCCUCAUGCUUGUUGCUUGUACUGCUGGAUUUGUUUUGCAAUGGCGUCUUGCCCUUGUACUUAUAGCUGUCUUCCCCGUUGUUGUUGCUGCUACUGUUCUGCAGAAAAUGUUUCUGAAAGGGUUCUCUGGAGACCUAGAGGCUGCCCAUGCUAAGGCGACACAGCUGGCAGGAGAGGCAGUGUCAAAUGUCAGAACUGUAGCGGCAUUCAACUCAGAAGUGAAAAUUGUAGGUCUAUUUACCAGCAAUCUUGAAACUCCUUUACGUCGUUGCUUCUGGAAGGGGCAGAUUGCAGGUAGUGGAUAUGGAAUAGCUCAGUUUGCCCUUUAUGCUUCCUAUGCUCUUGGUCUUUGGUAUGCUUCUUGGCUUGUUAAGCAUGGAAUCUCUGAUUUCUCCAAGACAAUCCGGGUAUUCAUGGUCCUUAUGGUCUCUGCUAAUGGUGCUGCGGAGACUUUGACCCUGGCACCUGAUUUCAUUAAGGGAGGCCGUGCCAUGAAAUCUGUGUUUCAGCUUCUUGAUCGAAAAACUGAGAUUGAACCUGAUGAUUCCGAUGCUAUUCCGGUUCCCGAACGCCUUCGGGGAGAGGUGGAACUCAAACAUGUUGACUUCUCCUAUCCCACCCGUCCUGACAUAUCUGUCUUCCAAGACCUCAACCUAAGGGCACGAGCAGGGAAGACCCUUGCCUUAGUGGGACCUAGCGGAUGUGGUAAGAGUUCCGUCAUUUCACUUGUGUUAAGAUUCUAUGAUCCAUCAUCCGGGAGAGUCAUGAUUGAUGGUAAGGACAUCCGGAAGUACAACCUGAAGUCCCUACGGCAACACAUAGGGUUAGUACCUCAAGAACCAUGCCUCUUUGCCACCACUAUUUAUGAUAACAUUAAGUAUGGCAACGAAAAUGCAACUGAAACUGAGAUAAUCGAAGCAGCAACCCUAGCAAAUGCCCACAAGUUCAUAUCAGCCAUGCCUGAAGGCUACAAGACUCAGGUAGGAGAAAGAGGAGUUCAAAUGUCUGGGGGACAAAAACAGAGGAUUGCACUUGCAAGAGCUUUUGUGAAGAAGGCAGAGAUAAUGUUGCUCGAUGAAGCUACCAGUGCUCUUGAUGCAGAAUCUGAGAGGUCUGUUCAGGAAGCCUUGGACCGUGCUUGCUCAGGGAAGACAACAAUUGUGGUGGCCCAUAGGCUAUCAACCAUUAGAAAUGCCCAUGUCAUUGCCGUUAUUGAUGAUGGGAAAGUAGCCGAACAAGGGUCUCAUUCGCAUCUUAUAAAGAAUUACCCAGAUGGGUGUUACGCACGAAUGAUACAAUUGCAAAGGUUCUCACAUGGUCAAGCCGUAGGGAUGGCAUCAGGAUCAACAUCUUCCACACGUCCAAGAGAAGAUGAAGGGAAAGAAAAUUGAUGACCUGUUUAGGGGGGAAGAAUUUCCAAAUUAGUAAAAAGAUAGAGGAAAAAGAAAUGAAUUGAAAGAAAAAGAGAGUAUACUUAGAUGUCCCUUCUCAUCAGUUUGGAAUUCUUGAUUUUUGCUGUCAUAUAUAGCAUCUUGUGUAUGUGUUAUCUAAUUUAGCUAAUGAAAUAUAGUGUUCUUCUCAAAAA
Messenger RNA from Beta vulgaris subsp. vulgaris (sugar beet), 4574 nucleotides. RefSeq names its product ABC transporter B family member 1. The transcript is spliced from 10 exons. Gene Ontology annotation, cellular component: membrane. Bases 352 to 4380 code for a protein of 1342 amino acids. Gene Ontology annotation, molecular function: ATP hydrolysis activity; ATP binding; ABC-type transporter activity. Gene Ontology annotation, biological process: transmembrane transport. Lineage: Eukaryota; Viridiplantae; Streptophyta; Magnoliopsida; Caryophyllales; Amaranthaceae. The record is from RefSeq and is a predicted model, not a curated record.